Messenger RNA from Solanum verrucosum, 2460 nucleotides. RefSeq names its product LEAF RUST 10 DISEASE-RESISTANCE LOCUS RECEPTOR-LIKE PROTEIN KINASE-like 1.4. Gene Ontology annotation, biological process: protein phosphorylation. Gene Ontology annotation, molecular function: protein kinase activity; ATP binding; polysaccharide binding. Bases 123 to 2177 code for a protein of 684 amino acids. The record is from RefSeq and is a predicted model, not a curated record. The transcript has 4 exons. Lineage: Eukaryota; Viridiplantae; Streptophyta; Magnoliopsida; Solanales; Solanaceae.
CUUUCUCUGUCCCUUAAGUCCUCAUCUCCUUUCAGCUUAGCUCCUGAAUAAAGCUCUUUUGCCACCACUACCAGUUAGCGCCUCUCUUUCUAGGUGGUGCUAGUUCCCUUAAUCAAACAGAAAUGCAUCCUUAUUCUUUGCUCUUCACUACCACAAUAUUUAUCUUGAUCUAUAUACCGGGGUCUUUCUGUCAAGAUGACGAGCAAUACAGGAAUUGUGGUGAGCUGUUUCGCUGCGGCAGCAUGGAUAUAGGUUACCCUUUUUGGGGAGGGGGACAACCAGAGUAUUGUGGUCAUCCAAGUUUUGAGAUCAAGUGCGAAAGUAACAUACCCAAAAUUGCAAUUGAAUCUACAAGAUACGAAGUGAUAGAUAUCAACGCUCCUAAUCGAAUUGUAACCCUGGCUCGGGAUGAUUUACGGAGUAGUAUUUGUUUGGAUAAUCCUAAGAAUGCCUCCUUUGAUUUAAACACUUUCAGCUAUGUUUCUAGUGACCUGAAUAUUACUCUGUAUUUCGGCUGCACCGUCCGCCCUGGUUUGCAAUUACCACCUUCGCCUCCAAAUAGGUUCAAUUGCGAUAGCAACAUGUUUGGUAUAUACACGCUGAUCAACGUUCCCUUCGACCUUAGUCUGGUAACAUGCCAGGAAAAAAUAAUAGCUAGGGUCAAUCAAACGAGUGCUGUGGCAUUAGCCAGUCCUACAGCAUCCGUGGAAGUUCUAAGAAGAGCCAUUGCUGGCGGUUUUUCAGUUAAUUGGACGGCAGGUAUUGAUUCUAAGUGCCAACAAUGCCGCACGUCAGGUGGAAGAUGUGGAUCCAAUCCAGAUUCUGGAGACUUUGCUUGCCAUUGUCUAAAUGGUACUCAUUCAAACGACUGCAACGACGGACAAAACCAAGCCGGCGAUAAUCGAAAGAAAAAUCAGACGCCACUUGCAGUAGGCAUUAGCGUAGGAGGUGCUGUACUUGCUGGCAUUGGUGUUGGGUGGCUAGUCUUCUUCUGCAGACAAAAGAGAAAGCGGAUUGCAUCACAGACUUCAGCUUCCCAAACCGAAAGGAAGGAUCUUCCAAUUUUAAGUUCAAGCAAUGGGCUGAGUUCCUCUUCUACUCCUUCUUCAACCACUUUCACCAGAAGCAUUCCCUCUUAUCCCUCUUCCAAAUCUGAAGCUGAUUACGGGAGGGGAAGCUCCUACUUUGGGGCACAUGUCUUCAGUUUUGCUGAACUUGAAGAAGCCACAAAUAAUUUUGAUCCAUCUAAAGAACUUGGGGAUGGUGGUUUUGGUGUCGUGUACUAUGGCAAGCUCCAUGAUGGUCGCGUGGUUGCAGUCAAGCGCUUGUAUGAGAACAAUUUCAAGCGUGUGGAGCAGUUCAUGAAUGAAGUAGAGAUUUUAACUCAGCUCCGCCACAAGAACCUAGUGAUGUUGUAUGGGUGUACAUCUAAACGAAGCCGAGAUUUACUGCUUGUUUAUGAGUAUAUACCAAAUGGGACAGUGGCAGAUCAUCUGCAUGGUAAACGGGCCAAAUCUGGCUUACUCUCUUGGCCUGUCCGAAUGAACAUAGCCAUUGAGACUGCUGAAGCUCUGGCUUAUCUCCACUCCUCAGAUAUAAUACACCGUGACGUCAAAACCAACAACAUUCUGUUAGACAAUGAUUUCCAUGUGAAAGUUGCUGAUUUUGGGCUAUCAAGACUGUUCCCAAAUAAUGUCACACAUGUCUCUACUGCUCCACAGGGUACACCAGGCUACGUUGAUCCUGAAUACUACCAAUGUUACCAGCUCACUGAAAAGAGUGAUGUCUAUAGUUUUGGGGUGGUCUUGGUAGAGCUGAUCUCAUCAUUAGAAGCUGUGGAUACCAACAGGCACCGCCAUGAUAUUAAUUUGUCUAAUAUGGCUGUCAACAAGAUCCAAGGCCAUUCAAUUCAUGAAUUAGUUGAUCCAAGUCUUGGAUACUCAACAAACAGUUCCGUGAGGAGGAUGACUACAUUAGUCGCUGAGUUAGCUUUCCGAUGUCUGCAACAAGAGAGAGAUCUGAGACCUUCAAUGCAAGAAGUGCUGGAGACAUUGAGAGGCAUCCAGAAUGGAGAGUCGAAAGCACACAAUGCUGAGGUACUGGAUAUUGUGGUAGAUGAUGUUGGGCUCCUAAAGGACUCCUUUUCUUCUCCGGAUUCAGUUGCCACUGACAAAUGAGUUGACAGCUCCACACCACAUUCUAGUGGAUGAAAUAUGUUUUUCAGGUCGGUUGAAUUCAAUGCUAGAUGGAGAAGCAACUACUAUUUUGGCACUUGUGAUCAGUGUCAUGUUUGGGCUAGUAUCUCGCGUCUUCCAUAGAUAAUUAAUUUCUUAUUUUUGCUUACAUAUAGUUAUCUUGUUAUCGUCAAUAUUUUCUGUGGGAGAUUAUCUAAAACUGCUUUUCGCGUAAGGCAAUGUAUAUAAAUAGUGAAUAGGGCUGCCAACAUUCUAGUAUACAUAU